CAAAUCAGUAAUCUUCGCCACUUCACUUGGAGAGGACCGUUUCAAACAUGGAGCUGCUAACGCUGGUCUUGACCGGUUUCGUCUGUCUUUCCGGAAUCGUUUACUACUUCCUGAGACGUGAACAGCAGCAAUGGUCACGGUUGGGUGUUCCGAUCGCAAAGAAUCCGCACUUGCUUUACGGAAAUAUCCGAGGAAUAUUCCAGAAGGAGCACAGCUGUGAAGUUCUUCAACGGUUGUAUCGGGAGUUCAAGGGACGUGGGUUGAAGCUGGGAGGAAUCAUGAACUUUUUUCAGCCGGCGGUUCUGGUGGUUGAUCCGGAGAUCAGCAAAAGUAUUCUGGUCAAGGACUUUAAUAAAUUCCACGAUCGUGGAAUAUUCGUGGAUUCGGCUGGAGAUCCACUGAGCGCUACUUUGUUCAGCCUGGAGGGAGCUGAGUGGAAGACGAUGCGUACGAAGAUGUCACCGACGUUUACGUCCGGUAAAAUGAAAUACAUGUUCGGAUCAGUGGUGAAGGUGGCAGAUCAAUUGAAGGAGUACGUGGCGGAAAAUUGUACGAAGGGGAACAUCGAGCUGAAGAAUAUCCUGCAGCGGUAUACAAUGGACGUGAUUGGUAAUGUGGCGUUUGGAGUGGAGUGUAACUCGAUCAAGAAUCCAAGCUCCGAGUUUCGGCUGAUGGGUCUCAAAGCAAAUGAGUUUGACGGUAUAAAGUUCUUUAAAUUCUUCAUCGGAGGCACCUACAAAAGUUUUGCCAAAAAGAUCAAAAUGAAGGUUGUUGAGAAAGACGUUCAUAAUUUCUUCAUGAGUUUGGUUCAUAGUACCAUUCAAUACAGAGAAGCAAACGGUGUGCAGAGGAACGACUUCAUGGAUUUAUUGAUAAAGAUUAAGAACAAUGGCAAGCUUAGCGAUGAACCCAAUUCCGGUGGAGAGGGCAUUACAAUAAGUGAAAUCGCUGCCCAGUGUUUCAUAUUUUUCACCGCCGGGUUUGAGACUUCCUCGACCACUAUAAACUUUUGUCUAUACGAAUUGGGCAGAAACCCAAACAUUCAGGAUCGACUUCGGCGAGAAAUUGAAGAAUCGAUUGCAAAGGACGGUGGAGAGUUGAAGUACGAUACCUUAUUCGGAAUGUCUUACUUGGAUCGCGUCGUUAGCGAAACCCUCCGGAAGUACUCCCCAGUGGACAACCUUUUCCGGGUGUCUAACUCGCCCUACACCCCAGAAGGUUGCGAUUUCACUAUUCCUGCCGGCACUAUGUUCCAGAUCCCCAUCCAUUCGACGCAUCACGACCCGGACUAUUUCCCGAACCCGCAGUGCUUUGAUCCGGAUCGAUUCCUUCCGGAAGCAGUAAAGUCUCGACACCCUUUCGCCUAUCUUCCAUUCGGAGAAGGACCGCGUAUUUGCAUUGGAAUGCGAUUUGGGCAGAUGCAGACCAAGAUUGGUUUGGUUACAUUGCUGCGAAACUUCCGUUUCGCACCGAUUAGCGAAACUCCUGAUCGCUUGGAUUUCGAUGCAAAGACAUUCGUGCUGACGCCCAAGACGGGAGUGUAUUUGAAGAUUGAACCGAUCGCUCGUAUGCCGAAGGUUUGACGAUUUGAAUUACCAGUCGAUUUGAACUUGUUGGGACCUCGACAGGUGUGUGGACGGAAAAUGAAGAUGCGCGAGUAAAAAUCGAACAUCUUGCAAGUCAGGCUGUUUGCAUUUCACAUAAUUAUUGACAUGCAUCGUCGCUUAACGG
This is a messenger RNA of Armigeres subalbatus, 1731 nucleotides long. Its product is annotated as probable cytochrome P450 6a14. Gene Ontology annotation, molecular function: oxidoreductase activity, acting on paired donors, with incorporation or reduction of molecular oxygen; monooxygenase activity; iron ion binding. The record is from RefSeq and is a predicted model, not a curated record. Lineage: Eukaryota; Metazoa; Arthropoda; Insecta; Diptera; Culicidae. Bases 48 to 1583 code for a protein of 511 amino acids. The transcript is spliced from 2 exons.